GCGUGGUUGGCACGCUGUCUGCACGGAGAGAUGAGUCAAGGGGCUGUGCGGUGAGUAAGUGGAUCAAGGACAAGUGAUAACACCUGUGUCUGAUUCCAGUGAUUGGUGUGGAGAGACGGUUAAAGCCAGCACAGUGGGAGAAGAACGGGGAGAGAGAAAGGACUGGGACUUGUGCAGCGAUCGAGUGGAAAGAGUGCUGGAGGAAGCAAGGAGAGCUGAAUCAGCGUGGAAAGAGUUUGAUUGAAGUUGUGCUGUGCUGUAGCGAGACUACGGUGAACGCGCUUUGUGCGCACCUUUUGUUUUGUUUGAUUCUGAGUAAAUAAAGUCUGUACAAGUCCCAGUAUCGCCGACCCUGUCUCCUUCUUCCUAUACCUCUACUAAGAACUGUAUUACACUGGUGCCGAAACCCGGGAAGAAGGAGUCUGCCGCCGCCAUGCAGAGCCCGUCAGGAUCGCCAUUUGCGGACAUCAUUCAGUCACUCGCGGCUCUUCAGCGCGACCAACAUCAAGCCCUGCUGAGCAUGAAGGAAGAACAGGAUCAGCGCUUCCAGGCGCUGCUCCAAGGCCAGCAGGAGGACCGCGAGUUGUUCCGGAGCUGCCUCGGCCGGGAGAUUCCGGCCACUCCCCCACCAGCAUCAGCCUCGGCCACACCAUUGACCCUCGGGAAGAUGGGUCCACAGGACGACCCGGAGGCGUUCCUGGACCUUUUCGAGAGGUCGGCCGAGGCCCGGGAGUGGCCCAAAGAAGACUGGCCGUUGCGUCUCAUCCCGCUGUUGUCCGGUGAGUCCCAGAUCGCCGCCCACCAACUGCCAGUCUCGAAUCUCCUGGUCUACGACGACCUAAAGCGCGCCAUCAUUCAGCGGGUCGGCCGGACCGCCGAACAGCACCGACAACGCUUUAGGUCCCUGACCUUAGAAGAGGCCGGCCGGCCCUUCGUGUUGGCGCAACAGCUCCGGGACUCCUGCCGCAAAUGGCUGAUGGCCGAGGGUAGCGACGUCGAGAAGAUAAUCAAUCAAGUGGUGCUGGAGCAGUUCGUGGGGAAGCUUCCAAAGAGAACUGCCCAAUGGGUCCAGUGCCACCGCCCGACGUCGCUGGACCAGGCCAUCCAACUGGCGGAGGAUCACAUGGUGGCGUGCUCGGGGGUCGGCGAAUCCCUCCCAUCGGUCUCUCUCUCUCCCUCUCUCUCUCUCUCUCUCUCUUCUAAGCCUCUCCCCGCUCCCAGGUCUCGAGGGGGCCUGGUGCCCCGCCCAGCGCCGCGGUGGAAGGCUGGCUGGCCGACGGAUAGCGGUGCCGCGGGGAGAACGGGUCCGCGGGGGCCGACCGCGGGGGACACAUCCACCCUGGUUCCGGGGACAGCCCUCUCCCCACGUCAAUCCCUUGGCCCCCUUCCCUCCGCUGGGGCAGCGGUAAAGCCUGGGCCGGCUUGUUGGCGCUGUGGGGACCCGGACCACUUUAUUGACCGGUGUCCAGUGAUGGAGGUGGGGACCCUGGUCCGGAUCCCCGACGCGCCAACGGCCGCCCCCGAUCAAGCUGGCCUGUACCAGAUACCCUGAUUGGUGUGGAGAGACGGUUAAAGCCAGCACAGUGGGAGAAGAACGGGGAGAGAGAAAGGACUGGGACUUGUGCAGCGAUCGAGUGGAAAGAGUGCUGGAGGAAGCAAGGAGAGCUGAAUCAGCGUGGAAAGAGUUUGAUUGAAGUUGUGCUGUGCUGUAGCGAGACUACGGUGAACGCGCUUUGUGCGCACCUUUUGUUUUGUUUGAUUCUGAGUAAAUAAAGUCUGUACAAGUCCCAGUA
Molecule: messenger RNA, 1793 nt
Organism: Pimephales promelas (fathead minnow)
Lineage: Eukaryota; Metazoa; Chordata; Actinopteri; Cypriniformes; Leuciscidae
Source: RefSeq, a predicted model, not a curated record